AAUCAUCAUUAACACACAACAGUUUAAUCAUUUUGUCUCUCAGAAGAAAUGGCAAGAACAAAGCAAACAGCACGAAAAUCGACAGGAGGAAAGGCACCAAGAAAGCAAUUAGCAACAAAAGCCGCAAGGAAAUCAGCACCCGCAACAGGAGGAGUGAAGAAGCCUCACCGUUUCCGUCCUGGAACUGUUGCUCUUCGUGAGAUCCGUAAGUACCAGAAGAGCACUGAGCUUUUGAUACGAAAGCUACCCUUUCAAAGACUUGUUAGAGAAAUAGCGCAGGAUUUCAAGACGGAUCUGAGAUUCCAGAGCAGUGCUGUGGCUGCACUUCAGGAGGCUGCUGAGGCUUACCUGGUGGGUCUAUUUGAGGACACCAAUUUGUGUGCUAUUCAUGGUAAAAGAGUAACCAUUAUGCCUAAGGAUAUUCAAUUGGCUAGGCGUAUUAGGGGUGAAAGGGCUUGAUGAUGAUGUUGUUUCGUUUUCUGGGUUAGGGUUGUAAUGUUCAUAGUGAAAGUUUGAUAGGUUAGUUUUGCUUGUAAUGAAAGCUUUGGAAAUGAAAUCAAACUUCACCUUGAA
Lycium ferocissimum is the source of this 573-nucleotide messenger RNA. Its product is annotated as histone H3.2-like. Gene Ontology annotation, molecular function: DNA binding; structural constituent of chromatin; protein heterodimerization activity. NCBI's taxonomy places the organism in Eukaryota, Viridiplantae, Streptophyta, Magnoliopsida, Solanales, Solanaceae. The coding region runs from base 49 to 459 and encodes 136 amino acids. The transcript has a single exon. Gene Ontology annotation, cellular component: nucleosome. The record is from RefSeq and is a predicted model, not a curated record.